GGAAUUGUUAUUGUUAAUUUGAUCGAGUUUGAGUUUUACACUAAUUUAAAAAUCAUCUAUAUCUUAGAUUACUACUUUACCGACAGCCAAUUUUACCAGUUUAUUUGGUAGCCAUUAUAGGGAUGGCAGUUUGUGUGGCAAUUAUUGGAAAAGAUAACUCUCCAAAAUUUUUUACUUGUCUCAAUCCAGAUGAAGAGCUGAUUUUUCAAUACAAAGUUUUGUCCUCCCUAGAUGUAGUGGAAGAAAAACUGAUGUCUGUUGGUGUUAAGAGCGGUACCGAUUUCAGAGAACUAUAUUUAGGGAUGUUAUAUUCUCUGGAAACACACAAAAUAUAUGGAUAUGUUACGAACACUAAAAUUAAAAUUAUCAUUAUAGUGGAUUCUACAAAUUUGGCGUUGAGAGAUAAUGAAAUAAGAUCGAUGUUUAGAAAAAUACAUGCAGAAUACGCCGAUAUAGUAUGCAAUCCUUUCUACAUCCCUGGAGAAGCAAUUUGUUCAAAGUUUUUUGCAUGGGGGCCCCCAAAAAGUAACCGGCGGCUUUGUGUUAAUGCAUCGAGCGUUUCUCAGUGCAUCCAAGAAAAAUUUUUAGAGUCGCGAUCGCGGUCGGAGUGUUCUUCGCUGAACCUACCUGGAAGAGAGUGUAUCUUGUUAGUGUUAUACUUACCUAAGUCGCCUGACGGCGACUAA
Molecule: messenger RNA, 686 nt
Organism: Leptinotarsa decemlineata (Colorado potato beetle)
Lineage: Eukaryota; Metazoa; Arthropoda; Insecta; Coleoptera; Chrysomelidae
Product: trafficking protein particle complex subunit 2-like protein
Biological process (GO): endoplasmic reticulum to Golgi vesicle-mediated transport
Source: RefSeq, a predicted model, not a curated record